AAACUGUAGAGAAAGGACGGUGUUUAGGGUUAUUCUGACUUUGAGGAGGUAGGGAGACGUCACAAAUUGCAAGACGUUUACUACAAACCACAGGAAACUGUCUUCACAAUGAGAGCUUUUAUACUUCUUCUUGUGGUACUCUGUACCUCAUGUAUAGGUCUUUGUUUUAGCUAUGACUUGGGCAAAACAUACAGCUACAACUAUGUGACUGAGGUGCAUAUUAACGAGGCAGAUCCAUCUGGAAGUGACGUUGGUUUCAAGCUCUCAUCAGUAGUUGACCUUUCAAUCGUCUGGCAGAGUGGUUCGGAGCAAGUGGCUAAGAUAAGCCUUCGGGAUGUGAGUCUUUCAAACAUCGCCGACAGGUCAGACGAUCAGAACACUUUCAGUGCCCCUCCAACGACUCUCAUGGUUGUCUCGUCCCAGCCUGCCUACUUCGUCUGGACCGAGGGCAAGGUCACCCAGCUUUACGUUAGCGACAGCGAACCUGAAGGCUCGGCAGACAUCAAGAAAGGCGUGAUCAGUCAAUUUCAGAUGCAGAAGAUUGAAGGGACCAUUACAGAGACUGAUGCCUCUGGAGAAUGCACGGUCACAUAUGCCCUGGUCGAUAACAAAAUCCUGAAACUGAAAGACCUCAGCUCCUGUAAAACCGUCCAAUCAGGCGGGUUCUCCCACCAGAAAAAGGGCUUCGGUAUCGACACCCAAUCAGAAGCCUCGAUGUCAUGCAGUCUGUCAGCUGACAAGAAAGUUAUCAAAUCAGGCGUGACCUUUGAACGCUGGAGGACGUAUGUGAAUAUUAGAAGCGAGCUUUCAACAUCAGUCACAUCAAGCCAAAGCCUUGCCCUGAUCAGCAGUGAUGGUGUUGCCCCGACUCUCUCGGGGUCAACAGCAGAGGGCGCUAUCAUGGGGUCUGGUACUUUCCAGCGAGCAGAGUGGAACAGCGAUGAAAUGAACCAGCAGUGUGGGGAGGGAUGCAGGCCGCUUUCCGAGGUUGUAGCAGACGCAAGGGGCAGUCUUACGGAGAGGGCUAUUGGUAAAACUAAGUCUGUCAUGGCGUACCUGGACGUCCUUCAAGCAUUCCGCUCGGCAGGAAAAGACGCCAUUCUUCAAGCUCUAGUUUCUCCAGACAAUGUUGCCAUCAUGCCACAGUUAUUUGACGUCCUUGCAGCCACACAGACCCUUCCUGCCUGGGAGGUCAUCCAGGAGGUAGUCGACUUCUCCAGCGGAGAAAGCGGCGAGAUGUUGGAGAGAUUCCUCCUGACGAUGGCUUAUAAUAACCAUCCCGUCAAGGAGCAAAUCUCAUGGUUAAUGGGGAUGUUGAAAGAAGACAAAGUUGGAAGUCAAGACGUCCGUGCGAUGAUGGCUUUAACUGUCGCUAAACUUGUCAACUCUUACUGCUAUCUGGGAUCUGAGCAAUGUAAUGAUCAGGUUGUGACUGACGCAACGAACUGGCUUCUUGUGGGCGUCACCUCCGAAGAUCGAUUCCAGAAGAUUCUUUGUAUCAACGCCUUGAAGAAUGCCGUUCAGCCCGGCAGCAUCGCUACUCUUCUAACUGUUGCGGAGUCGGACUCUGACAUGGACGUUGUCGAGGUUGCUUUAGAUGCUCUCCUCAAGUUCGAGCCCAAGUAUUUCACUCCAAAGGUCAACAACGCUCUCAACAACAUCUUUCAUGAGGGCAGCAGACAAUAUUCAACCGUCACACGGAUUCUAGCGGCCACCCUGUUGCUAAGCAAGACACCUUCCGAGUCAGAUGUCGUCAACAUCAUCCAGUCACUAGGGGGCAGCAAACAGGUGGAGAUGGCUGUCUUUGUCUUACAGAAGGUCAUCGCACUUUCAAAGGGUUCGUCGGAAGCAAGUGAAACUAUCCGAAUAGCUUUAUCCGAUUCAAGCAUUUGGAAUUACGACUCGAUAUCCCUGCAAGGGCAGUCGGUAGCUUUUGACAGCUUAUUUCUUGACACCGAAGAUGUAUCGAUAAACUUUGGACUUGAUCUUCAGAUGACCCCGAGUGGUCUCCUCAGAAAAAGUGACUUCCACGUUGGGCUGGACUUGAAAAAUGAAUCGCUUCUCUUGAUGAAUGUUGGCAUCUUCUCUCGUGGUCUUGAAUAUUUCUUCGGAGAGGAUUCCGGCGAUACCGGUGAAGCGACUGCCGGUCUCAACAUUGAGUGUAUGGACAUGAAGCUUCGUAUGCUGGUAUUCUUCACCGGUUCCGGCGAGUUGAUGAGCAUGGCGUGGAAUAUGGGAUCAUCAGACGGACCUAUGCCUCAUAUGAGGGUGAUUGGACUGGUGCAAGAUCACUCUCAGAAACUCAACUUGCAAUCAGGGUUCGACGUCGAUGUCGGCAUUCAAGGAAGUUUAUCUCUAGAUCUCGGAGGAACUCUUGAGUUCAGUUUAUGGGACAGGUCGUCAACUACGAUUGUAUCAACUGGUGGAUCAGUGGGUAUUAAAGGCUCUACCCAAAUCAACACGCCGUUCAUCAGAACUGGGAUUAACUUCUCUGGCAAGGGAGCGACGAGGUUUGACUUCGUCACGUCAGUUCAGUUCUCAUCUCUUCCACCUCUGUCAUGCCUACAGCUCAUGACUGAACCUCUUAUUUAUAUAAAUGACGUAAGAAAAUAUGAGCAGCUUGAAAGAACCGAGAGGAAAUACGAGUCUGAGGAGAGAAGGCGGUUCAGGAUCUUAGAGCAAUCCUUUAAGCUCUUUGAUAGGAACACCCAGCCAUGCUAUGAGAUGUUUGGCAAGGAAGAGGAAGAAGAAGAAGGGGGCUGGUGGUAGAUGUUGUAGCCAGAGCUCUCAAGAAUGAAUCUCUUCUGCCCUUUUUCUUUCGGUACCUUUUGACAGAUGCACUCAAAGGUUAACAAUUUCCUAUUUGUUUUUAGUUUGUGAAGGAGCUGUACAUGAAAUCAUCUUCGCAGAUGAAAUCACCGCUGUAUAAAAUAGCAAGUUGACCUAUUGCCUCAUAACCAUUUGGAGUGAUCUUUUGUUUUAAAGGUAUUAAGCUGGAUUGGUAAGGAUAAAAAUAUUGUCAAAUUUUUAGUUUGACAGCUUAAUGAUUAUGAAGUUCACACAAACACUCACUUCACUCUGAAAUGAAGUCAUAUUCAAGAACACUGUAUCUGAAAACCUAUGAAAUGGCCACAGCUGAUUUUGGUGGUUACAACGAGAAGUACAGGGUGCGUUCGAUUAGCUUCCCUGGGUCUAUCCUGCUGUGUUAACUCGGGUGAGCCCCUGAUAAAAGCUAAACGAAACGAUCACUCACCACCCUCGUAGUGACGUUAUGCACCUGGGGCCAGCCCUAAGUGACCCACUCCACAAGCAGGGCACUAUGGGGGCUGACCCAGGUGUGCCCC
Molecule: messenger RNA, 3344 nt
Organism: Asterias rubens (European starfish)
Lineage: Eukaryota; Metazoa; Echinodermata; Asteroidea; Forcipulatida; Asteriidae
Product: microsomal triglyceride transfer protein large subunit-like
Exons: 17
Coding region: 109-2769 (886 amino acids)
Biological process (GO): lipoprotein metabolic process; lipid transport
Cellular component (GO): basolateral plasma membrane; Golgi apparatus; endoplasmic reticulum
Molecular function (GO): lipid binding
Source: RefSeq, a predicted model, not a curated record